UCGAUUGUUUGUGUUUUCUGUCUGCUCGGCGUCCUCCUCGUCUAACGGGGCUCUCAUAUGACGGAGAAAAUGGAGACUGCAUUGCUGGCCAAUGUGAAAAAGCUAUACGAUCACCAACUAUACGAGUGUGUCAUCCCAGCUGCCAGCCUGCUGAGUACUCUGCUGCAGAAUGAUCGCACUUUGGCCACCCUAGAGAUGGAGUACCAGGUAAUGCUCUAUAUGAGCAGCGCAAACUACAAGGAGCGCCACUAUCGUCUCGCCUGCAAGCAACUGGAAGCCGUCGUCCUUAUGCACAAAACAAUGGUGCGUUUCAAGGCCACCUACUUGGCGGCCCUCGAGAGCACCUACAGGGAGUUCGCGGAUGUCGAGCUGCGCUACAGAGUUGCCGUCUGCUAUCGGGAGAUGGGUGAACCGAAUAUUGCCAUCAGCACACUGCAGGCGGUGCCAGCCAAAUCCCGCACACCUAAACUGAACAUGAUGCUGGCUCGGCUGCUCCAUCACGGGUGUGGCACCAACAAAAACGAGGCGGCGCUCGUCUAUAAGGAGGUGCUGCGCGACUGCCCGAUGUCCAUGAAGUCAAUUGAGGCGCUCCUGGAGCUGGGCAUCGAUGGCAACGAAGUAAACUCGCUGGUGGUCAAUGCCGCCAGCUCGCCAAAGAACAUUGAAUGGCUGAGCAUGUGGAUUAAAGGACAUGCCCAGAUGUACGGCCGUAAGCAUUUGGAGGCGGCCAAAACAUUCCAGCAGCUGAACGACACCACCAACUUCCAUCAGAACGAGCAUCUGCUCACCCACAUUGGCAAAUGUUUGUAUUAUUAUGGGAAUUUCACACAAGCGGAGCAUUAUUUGGGCAUGGUGGCGAUGAUAAAUCCUUACAACAUGGACGCCUUGUGCCCUCUAGCCGUUGUCUAUGCGUUCAACAUACAGAAGAAGCCGGAGCAUGAAAAACUCGUCACCCAAAUGACAACCACCGGUGAUUUUAGCUCUGAACAUUGGUUCAUACUCGCCCAGAAGCUCUAUAUGAACGCCAAGUUCGAUCGGGCGUUGUCCUUUACGGAGCGUGCGCUCUCAUUGAAUCCCCGGAACAUUGAGGCGUUGCUGUUGCGUGGCAAGCUCUUUCUGGUCGUUGCGCGUCACAAUGAAGCGAUCAGCGCCUUUCGCAGCGCCCAGUGCUUUGCCUCCUACCGCUUCGAGGUCUACAAAGGACUCUUCCACUGUUAUGUUAAUCUGAAGCGCAUCAAAGAUGCUCAGAAUAUGUGUGCCCUGGCCGUACGCUAUUUUCGGACAUCGCCGCGCAGCUACACGAUGUUUGGACGCACACUCUUCCAUUCGACGAAUCCGACAGCCAAGAAGAAUGCCAAAAAAUUUGUUGAGAAAUCCCUAGAAAUAGACGAGCAUUAUACACCUGGAGUAGCACUGAUGGUUGAGAUUUGCCAAUUCGAGGGCGCCACACAGGAGGCGAUUGUAUUGCUGAAGAAGCAGGUAUCGGGAUUUCCACAUCCAAAGCUAUUCACCAUGUUGGGAGAUCUGUUGAGCGCCGAGAAAGAACUGAGCAGUGCCCUCCACUAUUAUACGCUAGCACUGGGCUUGGAACCCACUUGCCAGCGUGCUUUGGAAGGUGUAAAUGCUUUGGGACAGGCAGCACGCACGGCCAGCAGCACGAGUAAACCAAGUGAGCAGAGUGGGAGUGGGAGCGGGGUCGCGAGUGGAGAAGGCAGCAGCAGCAGUAACAGCAACAGCACAGGAGCUGGUGGGAGUUGCAGUAAUGCGGCGACAAUGGCCACGCCUUGUGGCACACCAAACCAUGAGUGGCUGUUGGACUGUGAGGAGACAUCGAACGAUGCUUUGGAAAUGUCCUCCUCGCCAGCCGUGCCGCAGGACGACGCCGAAUCGGAAACGUUCUCGGAACCUUUCUGGCAGGAUGUCGAUGGCGAAAUAACAAACUAAUUUGUCGUUCGUUUGCUAUUCUGAAAUGGUGCUCGACCCCCAGACUCUGCCAGCUUGCCAGCAUGGCUGCUCUGAUAUUCCUGCAAUCCCCAUUCAUCUCACAUUCCAUUCUGUAUUUAUUCCAUCGCUGGAAGUUCGUGUCAGUCAAACGAAACAAAAGCCCACCCCAUGUUGUCAUGUUAAAUCAUAUUGUAUGUAUGUAUGUAUUUAGUUGUAGGCAUAUUUUUCCUUAACUUGUGUAGUUCGAAUGAACUGUUUUGAUAGUAUUAUUUUAAAAUGUAA
This is a messenger RNA of Scaptodrosophila lebanonensis, 2226 nucleotides long. RefSeq names its product anaphase-promoting complex subunit 7 (gene APC7). The record is from RefSeq and is a predicted model, not a curated record. Gene Ontology annotation, molecular function: protein binding. The transcript is spliced from 5 exons. The coding region runs from base 58 to 1944 and encodes 628 amino acids. NCBI's taxonomy places the organism in Eukaryota, Metazoa, Arthropoda, Insecta, Diptera, Drosophilidae. Gene Ontology annotation, biological process: cell division.